AUGCUCGCCUCCACCCUCCUCCUCGCUACUGUGGCGGCCGCCACGCCCUUCCCUCGCAGCCUGUACCUCCCGGCCGAGCUGCGCCUCGACUUCGGCGCCGAGCUCACGGCGCGCCAGUUCGACAACGGCACGCUGUCGUCCGCGGCCCCAAACGCGUCGGUGACGCCCGCCCCCGCCCCCGCCUCCGCCUCCGCCUCCGCCUCUCCCAGCUUUUUCGUCACGACCUACGCCGGCGAGACGUACACGUACGCUGCGCCCGAGGCCCCCGUCGCCCCCUGGGGUGUGGAGAGCUGCAGCAGCUGCGUGAUCCGCGUAGACGACAUCUGCAAGAGCGUGGCUGAGUGUAUGAGCAGACCCGAGGCGCUCGAGAAGCGGCUGUGCGAGAAACAGGACCAGGUCGCAGAGUGCUACAAGUGCUCGCGCGAGACUACGCAGCUCUCCGAGGCCGCGCAGCUCAACAUGACCACGAACAAGCGGUACUGCGCCAAGAGGUUCGGCAUCGGCAGCGGGGCCCUCUCGUCGUUGGCUGUGUCGGGCGGCGCGGUCGCUGCCGCGCUCGUCGCCUUCUCCACCCUCCUUUGA
This is a messenger RNA of Cutaneotrichosporon oleaginosum, 582 nucleotides long. RefSeq lists its product as uncharacterized. Lineage: Eukaryota; Fungi; Basidiomycota; Tremellomycetes; Trichosporonales; Trichosporonaceae. The record is from RefSeq and is a predicted model, not a curated record.